UAAAUCUUUUGGUAAAGGACUAUUUCUUUUCUUUUCCUCCCAAUUCCUUCGGUCUCUCUCCUCGUUCUUCUUCUCCCAUCUUUUUAACUCUCAUCUCAAUUGAAGUUUGCACUUUGAAUACUUCAUUGAAGCGGCUUCUUAGCUUUCUCUCGUUUCAUUGAAGCAGCUUCUUAGGGUUUAUCGAAUUUCAGCUUGUAAGUGAAUAACCCGCUCGCCAAAUCGUCAAUUACCUGACCAGCCAAAUAAGGCAUUGUUAUCAUCUACAAUUUCAUUUCGUUAAUUAUGGCUUCCUUAGAUGAUGCUGAUGACAAGGCUAAGUCGCCUUCCUCGCCAAAAGAUGUCUAUAAGGAUCCAGAUGAUGGGCGCCAACGCUUUUUGCUUGAAUUGGAAUUUGUUCAGUGUCUUGCAAAUCCAACUUACAUCCAUUUAUUUACAUGUGCAGAUUUGGCUCAGAAUCGUUACUUUGAAGAUGAAGCUUUCAUUGGUUAUCUGAAAUACCUUCAGUAUUGGCAGCGGCCUGAGUAUUUAAAAUUUAUUAUGUAUCCGCACUGCUUGUACUUCCUCGAACUUUUACAAAAUGCUAACUUCCGCAAUGCUAUGGCUCAUCCGGGGAGCAAAGAAGUGGCACACAGACAACAGUUUUAUUUCUGGAAAAAUUACAGAAACAAUAGGCUGAAGCACAUUUUGCCAAGAUCCCUUCCUGAACCUGCUCCUGCACUUCCAGCUUCAACUGCUGCGCCAUCAUCCAUUCCUCCUGCUAUUCCUCCCACAUCUGCUCCCUCUCCAGCUCUAUCUCCAAUGCAAUAUGCAAUCCCUCCUGGAUCUGGUGUUGCAAAAAAUGAUACAAGAAACAGCGGUAUUGAUAGAAGAAAGAGAAAGAAAGAAGGAUAGCAUCUUGAUUACUGGAUUUGUUAUUGGUGGAUUGAAUCUCAACCAUUCUAGGAAGCAGGAGUUUGUUUAGACUACUUGUCACCAAUGGUAAACCACCACUUUAUAUCUCUUGUUUUAGCAUAUCAAAUCUUUCCUUUCAUCAAUCAAACAUCUCAAACAAACAAUAUCUUAAAGUAAUAGUACUUAGAAAGUGGACUUAAAGUCCUCUCUAACAAAGCUUUCCAGGAAAAAAAAAGAGGAAAAUUUUGUUCUUUCGAACUAGUAAUGGUAGAACCUUAUUGACAAAUGUUGCUUAUAUGCAUUGGUGUCUUAAAGCCUUCUAAAAUCCCUGCAUUGUAAGAAUUAGUGUACCUACUAAUCUUUUGAGAGAAUUUCCUCUCAAUGCCUUUUUGGCAUUGUCAUAUGGAGUACGACAAGAGGGGAUGAACUUGAUUGUAGAAAACUCUUCUCAUGUUUCUCUAGUUAAUGUUGCUAAUUGUUGUGUAAAUAUGACACAUCUUUUUCCCUUGUUGGUA
This is a messenger RNA of Chenopodium quinoa (quinoa), 1406 nucleotides long. RefSeq names its product mediator of RNA polymerase II transcription subunit 31-like. Bases 283 to 891 code for a protein of 202 amino acids. The record is from RefSeq and is a predicted model, not a curated record. Gene Ontology annotation, molecular function: transcription coregulator activity. NCBI's taxonomy places the organism in Eukaryota, Viridiplantae, Streptophyta, Magnoliopsida, Caryophyllales, Amaranthaceae. The transcript is spliced from 8 exons. Gene Ontology annotation, biological process: regulation of transcription by RNA polymerase II. Gene Ontology annotation, cellular component: core mediator complex; mediator complex.